Candida tropicalis MYA-3404 is the source of this 384-nucleotide messenger RNA. RefSeq lists its product as uncharacterized. The transcript has a single exon. The record is from RefSeq and is a predicted model, not a curated record. NCBI's taxonomy places the organism in Eukaryota, Fungi, Ascomycota, Pichiomycetes, Serinales, Debaryomycetaceae. Bases 1 to 384 code for a protein of 127 amino acids. Gene Ontology annotation, cellular component: cytosol.
AUGUCAGUCGAAGUUGAUGGAUUUAACGCCUCCCCAUUAUUCAAAGAAUUAAACGAAGGUUUAGCAGACAAAUCAAAAGCCCAAGAAGCUGUUAAAGCUGUCAAUGCCAUCAUUGUCAUUACUUUAAAGAACAAAGAAGGUAAAGAACAAAGUUGGGUUUUGGACUUGAAGAAAGAUGGUACUUUGGCCAAAGUUGAUGGUGCUGCUCCAAAAGGUGAUGUUCAAUUGAUCUUGAAAGAUGUCGAUUUUGUUAAAUUGGCCAACAACAAAGUUAACGGUCAAAAAUUGUUCAUGAAUGGUAAAUUGAAGGUUAAAGGUAACAUGAUGAAGGCUACUGCUAUUGAAGCUGUUUUCAAGAAAUUGGACCCAAGACCAAAAUUAUAA